AUGAGCGAGAAUGGAACAAAUAAUAAGAGCAACGGCACGUCGACGAAGAAAAAUCAUUGGUGGAACCAAUCAAGAUCACGGAUUAUCCUGGCCUUUGUCUGUGGGGCAUCGAUUCGUUCCGUUAUUACGACCCCUUACAAAAACAUUUCAAAUUGCUCGAAACGAGACUCGUCGUCUUUCUCCCAACCGCAGUACACUGGGGCCAAUAAUAAAAGUAUUGUCAUUGGUGGCAAUGAAGCUUUAAACCACCAUAAUGAUGGAUCUACAUUAAGUUUGGAAGGUCGUGACAUGAUUUGUUAUGUCAGCAUGGGGGAAGCCAAGCAGUUUCAAGCACACAAGGCAAGGAUGGAAAGUCAGUUUGCAACCAAUACUUCCGUUUUCCUUUAUCAUAGCUAUGAUGAAGAUUGUGAUGGUUGUAUCUUCAAGAAGAACAGCAAAUAUGCGGAAGGGAAGAAUAUGAUUGUGAAACGUCUGAUGCUUUCUCCAUUUUGGAAGCGAUGCAAGUACAUGACAUGGUUUGACGAUGAUGUAGCCUUGUCCAUUACAGGGCAAAAGAAUAUUAGUGAUGCUGCUUGGGGUCGGUACCACGAAAUGUUACUUUCCGAGGAGACAACUCAUCCACUGAUUCGGCCUCAAGAUAGUAAACGGGAUGGCGAGGGGUAUGACACCUACCAGUCAUGCGUGGACGAGCACUUUGUGUCCUAUCGCUUCGAUCAUAUCGCAAUAUUGUGGCCACUGACCGAUCAACGACCGGAUGACCUAUUUGUGCACGGAAAAUUCUUUUUUGCACGGAUGGCCAAAUGCUAUCCAAAAGGAAUCAAGGUGGAUCGUCGCUAUCGUGCGCACAACAAUGACCAUCGCUACAACAAAAAGACCAAGGCUAUGCUUGCUACCAAAGAAAAAGAAGAUGUCUUUCGUAGCGAGCUUCCAGAGCUGGGUCCAUGGGACGGCUAUAUUCAGUUGAAGCACGGCUGCAUCAAGAAAAAGGCCCCGUCCUUUGGUUGGCAUCCUGAAUGCCAGAGAGUAAUGAAUGAACAUCUGGAUCGUUUUUUGCAGAAGGAGAUUUCACCGGAAUGGAAAGAAGGGUAG
Cylindrotheca closterium is the source of this 1089-nucleotide messenger RNA. NCBI's taxonomy places the organism in Eukaryota, Bacillariophyta, Bacillariophyceae, Bacillariales, Bacillariaceae. The record is from the annotation of a GenBank genome assembly.